AUUGGUCAGCAUACAGCGCCAUGAGCCGGAGGCAUCACAUCCGUGUUGGGCAAUGAUUUUCAUGUUUAUUACACUGUGAAGACUCUUACAUUUUGUCCUUUAAGGGUUUUCUUGUUGAUAUUUGACGUACGAUCAGGCCGAGUCACAGCUGCCCUGUUUUCCAGAGUUCAAGAGAGAAUAACAAGAUGAGGGGAAAAAAAGAUUGAAGUUGCUCAGAGGAAGUAAAAAAAGAGAAGUUGAAGCUGUAACUCUCUAUUUAGAGUGUUUGAGAGUAAAGGGUGUGUGAACGAGAGAGAGCACGAAGUGAGAUCCGUCACUUCAGAAGGAUUAAAAUGUCUUUAUCUGUGAUACUGAUGCUUCUGUUUACAGCUGUAACUGGAGAUGAUACCGCCUCCCUCACAGUCAGACUUGGACAUGAUGUCACUUUGCCAUGUAGAAAUGUGAUUAAAGAUCAGCAGAAAUGUGACAGUACUUCUUGGCUUUUCAGUCGUUAUAGUGGGAGCACAGAAGUAGAGCUGGUUACACUCGGGAAUAUAAGUAAAAAUGAGAAAGCUAAAGCUAAAGCUAAGAGGCUAAAUGUUUCAGAGGAUUGUUCUCUGGUUAUUAAAAGUGUCACACAUGACGAUGUCGGUCGUUACACCUGCAGACAGAUCAGAUCAGGAGAACAAGUUUCAGAAGCUCGUGUGUUGCUGAAUGUUAUUAACAGUACCUCGGACGAUGCCUACAGGUUUUACUGCGUUGUGUUCAGAUUUGGAGUCUGUGCCCACACAGUGCAGUGGUAUUAUAAGGGUGAUGAGACAGAUAUAUCAGAACACCAACAGGUCGACUGUACAGCUAUUGUGUCAUUUAAAACUCCUCAUGUUGUUCAGAAGUCAAACUUUAAUGAGUUGCUGUAUUGUAAAGUAACAGACAAUAAGAGUGGACAAACACUGCUGUGUAAUGCCUUCUCUAAGUCCUCCUGUGAGAAAACAGACACAACAGGAAGCACAUCAGCAGGAGGAGAUGAAAUGAAAGAGGGCGACAAACCAAAUUGGUUGCCAUAUGUGAUUGUAGCUGCUGGUUUAGCAGCCUUCUUAAUCAUCUUAAUAGUUGUUGUGGCAUUCAUCAGACGGAAGAGAACUAAAGGCAACAAAACACAGACGGACAAAAACAUUGCGGAGCAUGAAGAUAUUGUUGCCUACGCCUCCAUCAGCUACACCAAGAAGGGCAACAGUAGAGCUCAGAAGAGUCGUAAAAGAAGUGAAUGUUUAGUCACUUGGUCUGAACAGUCAGACGGACGGAGAGGACAACACGAGAGGAUGGAUCAAGUUCUUCUAAGCAUCAUCGCUGUAUCAGGACUGUGUGCCCUUUAUACACAUGCUGGACGUCAGUAUCAUUUUGUGUAUGAGGCAAAGAACAUGACUGAAGCUCUGAGCUACUGCAGAGACAAAUACACCGACCUGGCCUCCAUCGACAACAUGGAGGACGUGGAGCUGCUGAACACAGAGGCAGAUUCAAACAGAAUGGUUUACUCAGAAUACAGCCAUCGGGUGUGGAUAGGUUUGUACGACGACGUGGAGAGCUGGAGGUGGUCACUGUCAGACAGAAGUUUCUACAAACCUGGAGAGAGCACGUUCAGACACUGGUCAUCUCGAGAACCCAACAAUGUGCACAGUGUAGAGCACUGUGGACAGAUGUACAGUAAUGGACUCUGGAACGAUGUACCAUGUGAGAGACUUUACAAGCCAGUCUGCAGUGAUGUCACAGGGUCGAAUGUGACCUUUGUCCUCAUCAACACCAACAUGUCAUGGACUGAGGCCCAGAGCUACUGCAGAGAACAUCACACUGACCUGGCCAGUGUGAGGAACCUGGACGAGAACCAGAAGAUAAAGGAGCUGAUCUCAGGACUUACGGUUUGGAUCGGCCUCUCCAGAGAGACCUGGAAGUGGACGGAUGGACGUAAUUCUUCGUUUAGGUUCUGGAAAAAGAAUCCGCCUGAACCCAAUAACAACUAUGAAAAAGAGACAUGUGUGGCUGCUUAUUUUGAAGACUCUGGCAGAUGGGAGGACUGGCCCUGUCACUACAAGAGAGCAUCCAUCUGCUACAGAGACGCUGCAGUUUCACAACGAGUGGUCAAAGUGAGGCUGGUGAAGAGAAGCUCUCUCUCUCAAACAGAAGCUGAAGGAUCAGGGCUGAAAGAAGAAGACGUCAAACUGAGCUGGAGGAAGCAGGCGGACGGGAAGUCUGCAGCCUCUUCCAGACCUCUGCAGCCCCUUCCAGUCCGCUGCAGCCUCUUCCAGUCCUCUGCAGCCCCUUCCAGUCCUCUGCAGCCCCUUCCAGUCCGCUGCAGCCCCUUCCAGUCCUCUGCAGCCCCCUCCAGUCAGCUGCAGCCCCUUCCAGUCCGCUCAUCCCCAUCCAGUCCGCGCAUCCCCUUCCAGUCUGCUGCAGCCUCUUCUAGUCCGCUCAUCCCCAUCCAGUCCGCUGCAGCCUCUUCCAGUCAGCUGCAGCCUCUUCCAGUCUGCUGCAGCCUCUUCCAGUCCGCUGCAGCCCCUUCCAGUCCUCUGCAGCCCCUUCCAGUCCGCUCAUCUCCUUCCAGUCCGCUGCAGCCCCUUCCAGUCUGCUGCAGCCUCUUCCAGUCCGCUGCAGCCCCUUCCAGUCCUCUGCAGCCCCUUCCAGUCCGCUCAUCUCCUUCCAGUCCGCUGCAGCCCCUUCCAGUCUGCUCAUCCCCUUCCAGUCCGCUGCAGCCCCUUCCAGUCCUCUGCAGCCCUUCCAGUCCUCUGCAGCCCCUUCCAGUCCGCUCAUCCCCUUCCAGUCCGCUGCAGCCUCUUCCAGUCAGCUGCAGCCUCUUCCAGUCAGCUGCAGCCUCUUCCAGUCUGCUGCAGCCUCUUCCAGUCAGCUGCAGCCCCUUCCAGUCCGCUCAUCCCCUUCCAGUCUGCUGCAGGCCCUUCCAGUCCGUUCAUCCCCUUCCAGUCCGCUGCAGCCUCUUCCAGUCAGCUGCAGCCUCUUCCAGUCUGCUGCAGCCUCUUCCAGUCUGCUGCAGCCUCUUCCAGUCAGCUGCAGCCCCUUCCAGUCCGCUGCAGCCCCUUCCAGUCCGCUGCAGCCUCUUCCAGUCUGCUGCAGCCUCUUCCAGUCAGCUGCAGCCCCUUCCAGUCCGCUGCAGCCUCUUCCAGUCUGCUGCAGACCCUUCCAGUCUGCUGCAGCCUCUUCCAGUCAGCUGCAGCCUCUUCCAGUCUGCUGCAGACCCUUCCAGUCUGCUGCAGGCCCUUCCAGUCUGCUGCAGCCCCUUCCAGUCUGCUGCAGCCUCUUCCAGUCUGCUGCAGCCCCUUCCAGUCUGCUGCAGCCCCUUCCAGUCAGCUGCAGCCUCUUCCAGUGAGCUGCAGCCUCUUCCAGUCAGCUGCAGCCCCUUCCAGUCUGCUGCAGCCUCUUCCAGUCAGCUGCAGCCUCUUCCAGUCAGCUGCAGCCCCUUCCAGUCAGCUGCAGCCCCUUCCAUUAAAACAGAAAUAAAAACGACCUCAGCUCUCAGUCAGGCUGAACGCUGCGUUUGGAUGUGCAGCUCAUUUUCCACAGGAGGAAGUGAAGGAUGUGCGUACGACCUUGAACACAAAACAUUGGAACGCACCAAACGAGUCGAAGCUGCGACGGUGAAGUCUCCUCAGAGAGUUCCUGAGACUCAUGAAGACUACAGGAGGAUCAGAACCUCAGGGGAAAAGAUCCCGACGACGUCUCAAACAGAAGACACCAGUCUGAAGAUGGACGCUCUUCUUCUUCUGCUCUUCACCGUCGCUGCUUCAGGACUGUGUGCAGAGUCACCACAAGUGAAACGACGGUACUUUUUUAAUUAUGACCACAAGACCCAAGAUGAAGCCCGGGCCUUCUGCAGAGACAAACACACAGACCUGGCCACCAUAACCAGCAUGGAGGACGUGGACACCCUGAGUGGCAUGGCCGAUCUAAGCCAAAUGUGGCAGAUUGUCGACGGCAAUCGAGCCUGGAUUGGUCUGUACGACGACGUGGACAGCUGGAGCUGGUCACUGUCAGACCCGAGUUUCUACGACGAUGGAGAGGCCGAGUUCAGACAGUGGGCAGGAGGAAUGCCUGACAACAUAGGAAGUAGAGAACACUGCACAACCAUGUAUUUUGACGGGUUAUGGAACGAUGUGCAUUGCAUGGAUAACCUUAAGUCAGUCUGCUGCGACGCCACAGGGUCGAAUGUGACCUUUGUCCUCAUCUCCACCGACAUGUCAUGGACUGAGGCCCAGAGCUACUGCAGAGAACACCACACAGACCUGGCCAGUGUGAGAAACCUGGACGAGAACCAGAAGAUAAAGGAGCUGAUCCCUUUUCUACAGUCAGUCUGGAUCGGCCUCUCCAGAGAGACCUGGAAGUGGUUGGAUGGCAGUAACUCCUCGUUUAGGUACUGGAACCUGGGCUUCUCAGAUCCUAAUAACCUCUUUUCAAAGGAGGCUUGUGUGUCCGCAGACUUUGGCAACUUUGGGAAAUGGGAGGACUGGCCCUGUGGCUAUAAGAGAUCAUACAUCUGCUACACUGCAGGGAUCACUCAACAGGUGAUCAGAGUGAGUGUGCAGAAGAAGAAGAACCCCUCUGUGGAUCUGAACCACUCUGCUGUGAUGGAACACAUCCUGCAGCAGCUCCGACAGAAGCUGAGGGACGAGGGGCUGCAUGAAAACAUCCGACUGAGCUGGAGGAGGCAGCCGGGUGGAAACGUCUUCCAGAAGGAGGAGAGCGAGGAGAAGAAGGAAACGCCCGAAUGUUGAAAAGACUUUGUUUGUUUUUCUCUUUUUGUGAAGUGAGAUAGAGCGUUGAUAAGAUCCAGCUGUUUGUUGAUUAUUUAGUCCUUUUAACCAUUUUCAAUAUAAAAAUCAGUUUCUGUAUUUAUUUAAAGCUUUGAUUUGUCACUGCGCUGAUAUAAACUUACUUCCAGUCGGUCGAGGAAAGCGUAGCACACAUUUUUCACUUAACAGUUACAACAUGUUUAAAGCUCCAUCUCGGUCCUCAUGUUGACCUUUGACCUCAUGUUCACCUCUCAUGUCAUCAGUCUCUGAAACCUUCAGAGCAGCUUUAAAUUAUCUGAUUGGUCUUAAAUACCGGAGUCAGUAAAAACCCUCAGCUUGGACCUCCAGCAUUGUGGAGUGCAAUGGAACACAUCUUACAUCAGGUCAGUCAUGUUUGACCUUUUAGAGAUUUCAUGCAGAAAUAACCAAAUGACUCUCAGAAGAAAAUGUAAAUGUAAAAUCAAAUUGAAAUGUACCUCGUUGAGGAUAAAUUCAAAUGACAGCAGCACAGGAAACAGUGUGAAGAGAAGGUGAGAAAUGAUUUAAUAUUCUUUGAUUCUUUAACAACGACACAACUGGACAGUUUAGGAAGCAGAUAAAAGACUGCAGAGCUGUUUAAUGGACAGUUAGGAAGUUGCCUUCAGAGACACUUCAGACUUUGUUUUGUCUUUUAUUGACUUUAAUCAACUUGAUUUCAAAUGUUCUGUUUUGGUUGUUUGAAUUGUUACAUCUUUCAUUUAUACAACACUUAGUAAUGAAUUAAGACUGAAUAUAUAAAUAUAAAAGCAUUAUUAUAUUGAGCCUUUAUUAUUACUGUAAAUAUGAAACUGAUCACUAACCUCUCUGUGUGAAGUAAAAGAAGAAGCCCAACCUGCUAAAACACAAAUAAAAAACACUCUUUAGAAAAGAAAGCUUUUCCAU
Labrus bergylta (ballan wrasse) is the source of this 5693-nucleotide messenger RNA. The record is from RefSeq and is a predicted model, not a curated record. Lineage: Eukaryota; Metazoa; Chordata; Actinopteri; Labriformes; Labridae.